GUGGGUCUGGUGACAUGGGGAUGGGAAUGAGCCCCUUCAGCCAGCAGGGCCAGCCCACCCAGUCCCCGUCCUGGCCCGACUCCAUGAUGAGCAUGGAGGGCAGCAGGCGGCAGUUUGGAAACUCCUUGGACGACCUUCUGGUUCCUCCCACCACCAGUGAAGGUCAGAGCGAUGAGCGGGCGCUCCUGGACCAGCUGGACUCGCUGCUGAAUAACACGGACGGCAUCGCUUUGGAGGAAAUCGACCGGGCUCUGGGCAUCCCGGACCUGGUCAGCCAG
Messenger RNA from Oryzias melastigma (Indian medaka), 278 nucleotides. Its product is annotated as nuclear receptor coactivator 3. Gene Ontology annotation, cellular component: nucleus. NCBI's taxonomy places the organism in Eukaryota, Metazoa, Chordata, Actinopteri, Beloniformes, Adrianichthyidae. Gene Ontology annotation, molecular function: nuclear receptor binding. The record is from RefSeq and is a predicted model, not a curated record. Gene Ontology annotation, biological process: cellular response to hormone stimulus; positive regulation of transcription by RNA polymerase II.